AUGAGCACCCUUUGGUGGUGGGUUCUGCUGGCUGCUCUGGGCUGCGGACACCUGCCUGGAGCUUGGGGGCAGUUUCCCCGGGUCUGCAUGACAGUGGAUAAUCUGAUGUCCAAAAGGUGCUGCCCUCCACUGGGCUUAGACCCGGCCAAUGCUUGCGGUGCUCAGCAGGGCCGGGGCCAGUGUAGGGAAGCACAGGUGGACACCCGACCUUGGAGUGGCCCUUACAUCCUGCGAAACCAGGAUGACCGUGAGCAGUGGCCCAGAAAGUUCUUCCAGUGGACCUGCAGCUGCGUAGGAAACUUUUCUGGCUACAACUGUGGAGACUGCAAGUUUGGCUGGACAGGUUCCAACUGUGAUCAGAGAAAGCCUCCAGUAGUUCGAAGAAAUAUCCAUGCCUUGACCCCUCAAGAGAGGGAACAAUUCCUGGAUGCCUUAGAUCUUGCGAAGAAUACCACACACCCCGACUACGUCAUCACCACGCAACACUGGCUGGGCCUGUUGGGGCCCAAUAGGACCCAGCCGCAGAUCACCAACUGCAGCAUUUAUGAUUUUUUCGUAUGGCUGCAUUAUUAUUCUGUUAGAGACACUCUCUUAGGACCAGGGCGUCCAUACAAGGCUAUUGAUUUCUCCCAUCAAGGACCUGCCUUUGUGACCUGGCACCGUUAUCAUUUGCUGUGGUUGGAAAGAGAUCUCCAGCGACUCACAGGUAAUGAAUCCUUUGCUUUGCCCUAUUGGAACUUCGCCACAGGAAGAAAUGAGUGUGACGUGUGUACAGACCAACUGCUGGGGGCAGCAAGACAAGAUGAUCCGAUGCUGAUUAGUCAGAACUCCAGAUUCUCCAACUGGAAAAUUGUCUGUGAUAGCUUAGAUGACUACAACCAACGAGUCACGCUGUGUAAUGGGACCUAUGAGGGUCUGCUAAGAAGAAGCCAAAUGGGAAGAAAUGGUGAGAAAUUGCCAACUUUAAAAGACAUACAAGACUGUCUGUCUCUCCAGAAGUUUGACAACCCUCCUUUCUUCCAGAACUCCACCUUUAGCUUCCGGAAUGCUCUAGAAGGAUUUGAUAAAGUGGAUGGGACCCUGGACUCCCCAGUGAUGAGCCUUCAUAACUUGGUCCACUCCUUCUUGAAUGGGACAAAUGCUUUGCCGCACUCUGCUGCCAAUGAUCCUAUAUUUGUGGUACUUCAUUCCUUUACUGAUGCCGUUUUUGAUGAAUGGAUGAAAAGAUUUAAUCCUUCAGCAAAUGCCUGGCCUCAGGAACUGGCACCCAUUGGUCACAACCGGCUGUACAACAUGGUACCUUUCUUCCCUCCAGUGACCAACGAGGAAUUCUUUUUAACCGCAGACCAACUUGGCUAUAGCUAUGCCCUUGACCUGCCAGUGGCUGCAGAGACGACAGGCUGGGCUGCAGCAGUCUCGGUGGCGGUGGGAGUUCUGGUGGCUCUGGCUAGUCUGGUGCUGCUGCUGCUUUUCCUUCAGUCCAGAAGACGGGCCAGAGACUUCACGCCCCUCUUGGAAACCCAGCUCAGCAGCAAGAGCUACACAGAGGAAAUCUAG
Suncus etruscus (white-toothed pygmy shrew) is the source of this 1557-nucleotide messenger RNA. It is a transcript of the gene DCT, whose product is annotated as dopachrome tautomerase. The record is from RefSeq and is a predicted model, not a curated record. Gene Ontology annotation, molecular function: oxidoreductase activity; dopachrome isomerase activity. Gene Ontology annotation, cellular component: melanosome. Bases 1 to 1557 code for a protein of 518 amino acids. Lineage: Eukaryota; Metazoa; Chordata; Mammalia; Eulipotyphla; Soricidae. Gene Ontology annotation, biological process: ventricular zone neuroblast division; positive regulation of neuroblast proliferation; melanin biosynthetic process from tyrosine. The transcript has 8 exons.